Messenger RNA from Coregonus sp. 'balchen', 12095 nucleotides. NCBI's taxonomy places the organism in Eukaryota, Metazoa, Chordata, Actinopteri, Salmoniformes, Salmonidae. The record is from the annotation of a GenBank genome assembly.
UUCCACAGCUACGGUGAGUGUUCAUCUCGGACCACUCCCCUCCUCUGAUGUGAUGACCAACACUGUUGUUGAACCUCUUCACUAUCCAACAUGUUUGUUUUCAAACAAUGUAAAAACAGUUUUGUGAAUAAAGGAGCACAUAGGCUUUUAUAGUGCACUCCGUUUUGACCAGUGCUCAUACAAAAGUAGGGCACUAUUUAAGAGGAUAGGCUCUGGUCAAAAGUAGUGCACUAUGUAGGGAAUAAGAUAUCAUUUGGGACGCAUCUAAUAGAAAUGUCCAUCAAUCAAAUGUAUUUUAUAUUGCCCUUUUUUUUAUGAGCAGUUUUUACAGAAUGUAAAGAAAGAACAUGUUCUGUUUGUUCAGCAGGACUCCUUUAGAGGUGGACCCAGGACCAGAGCUGGACCUGGAUGGCUUCGGCAGCAGAUACACGGCACCGCUACAGUACAUUACCUGGAGGAAGAUGUUCAGGUCUCUGAAACCUGGUAAGACGCCUAGUUCCAGGACGCGUCCCCAAAUACCACCCUAUUCCCUGGAUGGUGCACUACGUUUCACCAGGGCCCCCGACCGUGUGCCUGUCUUUAUUGCACUACGUUUCACCAGGGCCCCCGACCGUGUGCCUGUCUUUAUUGCACUACGUUUCACCAGGGCCCCCGACCGUGUGCCUGUCUUUAUUGCACUACGUUUCACCAGCGACCGUGUGCCUGUCUUUAUUGCACUCUCACCCGCAUUUUGAUUUUUCUUCUUCCUGCCACUGAUUCUGCUGAUUAGCCGUAGACUUACAGACAACAACACGCAAAUAGAAGUACAAAUAUAUCCAGACGUCUUAAUAGAAGUAAGCCGUACAAAUACAUCCAGACGUGUUUAUAGAAGUAAGCCGUACAAAUAUAUUCAGACUUAGAAGCACAUCAUAUAAAGUAGUAACUCAGUAACCUGGGGCGUAGUUCCUCUAGCUCAACCUAAGAAAACAUUGAACCUCUUCCCCUACCAGACAUAUAGACAACAACAUGUUACUAGGAAACAUUGAACCUCUUCCCUCUACCAGACAUAUAGACAACAACAUGUUACUAGGAAACAUUGAACCUCUUCCCCCUACCAGACAUAUAGACAACAACAUGUUAAUAGGAAACAUUGAACCUCUUCCCUCUACCAGACAUAUAGACAACAACAUGUUAACAGGAAACAUUGAACCUCUUCCCCCUACCAGACAUAUAGACAACAACAUGUUAACAGGAAACAUUGAACCUCUUCCCUCUACCAGACAUAUAGACAACAACAUGUUAAUAGGAAACAUUGAACCUCUUCCCUCUACCAGACAUAUAGACAACAUGUUAACAGGAAACAUUGAACCUCUUCCCCCUACCAGACAUAUAGACAACAACAUGUUAACAGGAAACAUUGAACCUCUUCCCUCUACCAGACAUAUAGACAACAACAUGUUAAUAGGAAACAUUGAACCUCUUCCCUCUACCAGACAUAUAGACAACAACAUGUUAACAGGAAACAUUGAACCUCUUACCCCUACCAGACAUAUAGACAACAACAUGUUAACAGGAAACAUUGAACCUCUUUCCCCUACCAGACAUAUAGACAACAACAUGUUAACAGGAAACAUUGAACCUCUUCCCCCUACCAGACAUAUAGACAACAACAUGUUAACAGGAAACAUUGAACCUCUUCCCCCUACCAGACAUAUAGACAACAACAUGUUAACAGGAAACAUUGAACCUCUUCCCCCUACCAGACAUAUAGACAACAACAUGUUAACAGGAAACAUUGAACCUCUUCCCUCUACCAGACAUAUAGACAACAACAUGUUAACAGGAAACAUUGAACCUCUUCCCUCUACCAGACAUAUAGACAACAACAUGUUACUAGGAAACAUUGAACCUCUUCCCCCUACCAGACAUAUAGACAACAACAUGUUACUAGGAAACAUUGAACCUCUUCCCCCUACCAGACAUAUAGACAACAACAUGUUAACAGGAAACAUUGAACCUCUUCCCUCUACCAGACAUAUAGACAACAACAUGUUAACAGGAAACAUUGAACCUCUUCCCCCUACCAGACAUAUAGACAACAACAUGUUAACAGGAAACAUUGAACCUCUUCCCUCUACCAGACAUAUAGACAACAACAUGUUAAUAGGAAACAUUGAACCUCUUCCCUCUACCAGACAUAUAGACAACAACAUGUUAACAGGAAACAUUGAACCUCUUCCCCCUACCAGACAUAUAGACAACAACAUGUUAACAGGAAACAUUGAACCUCUUCCCUCUACCAGACAUAUAGACAACAACAUGUUAACAGGAAACAUUGAACCUCUUCCCCCUACCAGACAUAUAGACAACAACAUGUUAACAGGAAACAUUGAACCUCUUCCCCCUACCAGACAUAUAGACAACAACAUGUUAACAGGAAACAUUGAACCUCUUCCCCCUACCAGACAUAUAGACAACAACAUGUUAACAGGAAACAUUGAACCUCUUCCCCCUACCAGACAUAUAGACAACAACAUGUUAACAGGAAACAUUGAACCUCUUCCCCCUACCAGACAUAUAGACAACAACAUGUUAACAGGAAACAUUGAACCUCUUCCCUCUACCAGACAUAUAGACAACAACAUGUUAACAGGAAACAUUGAACCUCUUCCCCCUACCAGACAUAUAGACAACAACAUGUUAACAGGAAACAUUGAACCUCUUCCCUCUACCAGACAUAUAGACAACAACAUGUUACUAGGAAACAUUGAACCUCUUCCCUCUACCAGACAUAUAGACAACAACAUGUUAACAGGAAACAUUGAACCUAUUCCCUCUACCAGACAUAUAGACAACAACAUGUUACUAGGAAACAUUGAACCUCUUCCCUCUACCAGACAUAUAGACAACAACAUGUUAACAGGAAACAUUGAACCUCUUCCCUCUACCAGACAUAUAGACAACAACAUGUUAACAGGAAACAUUGAACCUCUUCCCUCUACCAGACAUAUAGACAACAACAUGUUAACAGGAAACAUUGAACCUCUUCCCCCUACCAGACAUAUAGACAACAACAUGUUAACAGGAAACAUUGAACCUCUUCCCUCUACCAGACAUAUAGACAACAACAUGUUACUAGGAAACAUUGAACCUCUUCCCUCUACCAGACAUAUAGACAACAACAUGUUACUAGGAAACAUUGAACCUCUUCCCUCUACCAGACAUAUAGACAGCAACAUGUUACUAGGAAACAUUGAACCUCUUCCCCCUACCAGACAUAUAGACAACAACAUGUUAACAGGAAACAUUGAACCUCUUCCCUCUACCAGACAUAUAGACAACAACAUGUUAACAGGAAACAUUGAACCUCUUCCCUCUACCAGACAUAUAGACAACAACAUGUUAACAGGAAACAUUGAACCUCUUCCCUCUACCAGACAUAUAGACAACAACAUGUUACUAGGAAACAUUGAACCUCUUCCCUCUACCAGACAUAUAGACAACAACAUGUUAACAGGAAACAUUGAACCUCUUCCCUCUACCAGACAUAUAGACAACAACAUGUUAACAGGAAACAUUGAACCUCUUCCCUCUACCAGACAUAUAGACAACAACAUGUUAACAGGAAACAUUGAACCUCUUCCCUCUACCAGACAUAUAGACAACAACAUGUUAACAGGAAACAUUGAACCUCUUCCCUCUACCAGACAUAUAGACAACAACAUGUUACUAGGAAACAUUGAACCUCUUCCCUCUACCAGACAUAUAGACAACAACAUGUUACUAGGAAACAUUGAACCUCUUCCCUCUACCAGACAUAUAGACAACAACAUGUUAACAGGAAACAUUGAACCUCUUCCCUCUACCAGACAUAUAGACAACAACAUGUUAACAGGAAACAUUGAACCUCUUCCCUCUACCAGACAUAUAGACAACAACAUGUUACUAGGAAACAUUGAACCUCUUCCCUCUACCAGACAUAUAGACAACAACAUGUUACUAGGAAACAUUGAACCUCUUCCCUCUACCAGACAUAUAGACAACAACAUGUUACUAGGAAACAUUGAACCUCUUCCCUCUACCAGACAUAUAGACAACAACAUGUUACUAGGAAACAUUGAACCUCUUCCCCCUACCAGACAUAUAGACAACAACAUGUUAACAGGAAACAUUGAACCUCUUCCCUCUACCAGACAUAUAGACAACAACAUGUUACUAGGAAACAUUGAACCUCUUCCCUCUACCAGACAUAUAGACAACAACAUGUUACUAGGAAACAUUGAACCUCUUCCCCCUACCAGACAUAUAGACAACAACAUGUUAACAGGAAACAUUGAACCUCUUCCCUCUACCAGACAUAUAGACAACAACAUGUUAACAGGAAACAUUGAACCUCUUCCCCCUACCAGACAUAUAGACAACAACAUGUUAACAGGAAACAUUGAACCUCUUCCCUCUACCAGACAUAUAGACAACAACAUGUUACUAGGAAACAUUGAACCUCUUCCCUCUACCAGACAUAUAGACAACAACAUGUUAACAGGAAACAUUGAACCUCUUCCCUCUACCAGACAUAUAGACAACAACAUGUUACUAGGAAACAUUGAACCUCUUCCCUCUACCAGACAUAUAGACAACAACAUGUUAACAGGAAACAUUGAACCUCUUCCCUCUACCAGACAUAUAGACAACAACAUGUUAACAGGAAACAUUGAACCUCUUCCCUCUACCAGACAUAUAGACAACAACAUGUUAACAGGAAACAUUGAACCUCUUCCCCCUACCAGACAUAUAGACAACAACAUGUUAACAGGAAACAUUGAACCUCUUCCCUCUACCAGACAUAUAGACAACAACAUGUUACUAGGAAACAUUGAACCUCUUCCCUCUACCAGACAUAUAGACAACAACAUGUUACUAGGAAACAUUGAACCUCUUCCCUCUACCAGACAUAUAGACAGCAACAUGUUACUAGGAAACAUUGAACCUCUUCCCCCUACCAGACAUAUAGACAACAACAUGUUAACAGGAAACAUUGAACCUCUUCCCUCUACCAGACAUAUAGACAACAACAUGUUAACAGGAAACAUUGAACCUCUUCCCUCUACCAGACAUAUAGACAACAACAUGUUAACAGGAAACAUUGAACCUCUUCCCUCUACCAGACAUAUAGACAACAACAUGUUACUAGGAAACAUUGAACCUCUUCCCUCUACCAGACAUAUAGACAACAACAUGUUAACAGGAAACAUUGAACCUCUUCCCUCUACCAGACAUAUAGACAACAACAUGUUAACAGGAAACAUUGAACCUCUUCCCUCUACCAGACAUAUAGACAACAACAUGUUAACAGGAAACAUUGAACCUCUUCCCUCUACCAGACAUAUAGACAACAACAUGUUAACAGGAAACAUUGAACCUCUUCCCUCUACCAGACAUAUAGACAACAACAUGUUACUAGGAAACAUUGAACCUCUUCCCUCUACCAGACAUAUAGACAACAACAUGUUACUAGGAAACAUUGAACCUCUUCCCUCUACCAGACAUAUAGACAACAACAUGUUAACAGGAAACAUUGAACCUCUUCCCUCUACCAGACAUAUAGACAACAACAUGUUAACAGGAAACAUUGAACCUCUUCCCUCUACCAGACAUAUAGACAACAACAUGUUACUAGGAAACAUUGAACCUCUUCCCUCUACCAGACAUAUAGACAACAACAUGUUACUAGGAAACAUUGAACCUCUUCCCUCUACCAGACAUAUAGACAACAACAUGUUACUAGGAAACAUUGAACCUCUUCCCUCUACCAGACAUAUAGACAACAACAUGUUACUAGGAAACAUUGAACCUCUUCCCUCUACCAGACAUAUAGACAACAACAUGUUACUAGGAAACAUUGAACCUCUUCCCUCUACCAGACAUAUAGACAACAACAUGUUACUAGGAAACAUUGAACCUCUUCCCUCUACCAGACAUAUAGACAACAACAUGUUACUAGGAAACAUUGAACCUCUUCCCUCUACCAGACAUAUAGACAACAACAUGUUACUAGGAAACAUUGAACCUCUUCCCUCUACCAGACAUAUAGACAACAACAUGUUACUAGGAAACAUUGAACCUCUUCCCUCUACCAGACAUAUAGACAACAACAUGUUACUAGGAAACAUUGAACCUCUUCCCUCUACCAGACAUAUAGACAACAACAUGUUACUAGGAAACAUUGAACCUCUUCCCUCUACCAGACAUAUAGACAACAACAUGUUAACAGGAAACAUUGAACCUCUUCCCUCUACCAGACAUAUAGACAACAACAUGUUACUAGGAAACAUUGAACCUCUUCCCUCUACCAGACAUAUAGACAACAACAUGUUACUAGGAAACAUUGAACCUCUUCCCUAUACCAGACAUAUAGACAACAACAUGUUACUAGGAAACAUUGAACCUCUUCCCUCUACCAGACAUAUAGACAACAACAUGUUACUAGGAAACAUUGAACCUCUUCCCUCUACCAGACAUAUAGACAACAACAUGUUACUAGGAAACAUUGAACCUCUUCCCUCUACCAGACAUAUAGACAACAACAUGUUACUAGCAAACAUUGAACCUCUUCCCUCUACCAGACAUAUAGACAACAACAUGUUAACAGGAAACAUUGAACCUCUUCCCCCUACCAGACAUAUAGACAACAACAUGUUACUAGGAAACAUUGAACCUCUUCCCCCUACCAGACAUAUAGACAACAACAUGUUACUAGGAAACAUUGAACCUCUUCCCUCUACCAGACAUAUAGACAACAACAUGUUACUAGGAAACAUUGAACCUCUUCCCUCUACCAGACAUAUAGACAACAACAUGUUACUAGGAAACAUUGAACCUCUUCCCUCUACCAGACAUAUAGACAACAACAUGUUACUAGGAAACAUUGAACCUCUUCCCUCUACCAGACAUAUAGACAACAACAUGUUAAUAGGAAACAUUUAACCUUAAUACUUGUUUUCCCCUCAUCAAUCUACACACAAUACCCCAUAAUGACAGUGAAAACAGGUUUUUAGAUUUUUACAAUUUUUUUAUUUUCUAUGUGUGUCUCUUCAGGGCUCACUGGAAAAAGAGACUUCGGCCUCAAUGUUGACAUCCCUGUAAAAAAGAAAGGUGAAAUAAAUACAAUAACAAGAUUGGAAAGUCCAACUGAAAAGCAUUGAACCUCCAUGUGACCCUUCUCCCCUCAGGUCCAACUGAAAAGCAUUGAACCUCCAUGUAACCCUUCUCCCCUCAGGUCCAACUGAAAAGCAUUGAACCUCCAUGUAACCCUUCUCCCCUCAGGUCCAACUGAAAAGCAUUGAACCUCCAUGUAACCCUUCUCCCCUCAGGUCCAACUGAAAAGCAUUGAACCUUCAUGUAACCCUUCUCCCCUCAGGUCCAACUGAAAAGCAUUGAACCUCCAUGUAACCCUUCUCCCCUCAGGUCCAACUGAAAAGCAUUGAACCUCCAUGGGACCCUUCUCCCCUCACGUCCAACUGAAAAGCAUUGAACCUCCAUGUAACCCUUCUCCCCUCAGGUCUGGCCCGGGUAACGUUUGAUGUGGACACGGCCCACCCCAGUGUCUAUGUAACCCCUCUCCCCUCAGGUCUGGCCCCGGUAACGUUUGAUGUGGACACGGCCCACCCCAGUGUCUAUGUGUCCAGAGACAGAACCGUAGCAGUAGACUGUGAUGGCAUGGUCUCCUACCCGUCCAACCCUAAGAGGUUCCUUCAGUGUGUCAACGUGCUGGGUGCUCAGAGCUUCCAAGCUGGACGCCACUACUGGGAGGUAGGGUGGCAUAUAUAGUGCAGACCCCUAGACUUUUUCCACAUUUUGUUACGUUACAGCCUUAUUCUAAAAUUGAUUAAAUAGUUUUCCCCCCCCUCAUCAAUCUACCCGAUAAUGACAAAGCAAAAACAGGUUGUUAGAAAUGUUUGCAAAUUUAUUAGAAAUAAAAAAAACGUUUACAUUUACGUAAGUAUUCAGACCCUUUACUCAGUACUUUGUUGAAACAGCUUUGGCAGCGAUUACAGCCUCGAGUCUUCUUGGGUAUGACACUACAAGCUUGGCACACCUGUAUUUGGGGAGUUUCUGAAGAGAUGGGAGAACCUUCCAGAAGGACAACCAUCUCCACAUAGGAACUCUGGACUUCUGUCAGAGUGACCAUCGGGUUCUUGGUCACCUCCCUGACCAAGGCCCUUCUCCCCCGAUUGCUCAGUUUGUCCGGGCGGCCAGCUCUAGGAAGAGUCUUGGUGGUUCCAAACUUCUUCCAUUUAAGAAUGAUGGAGGCCACUGUGCUCUUGGGGACCUUCAAUGCUGCAGACAUGUUUUGGUACCUUUUCCCAGAUCUGUGCCUCGACACGUAUGUGCCUUUCCAAAUCAUGUCCAAUCAAUUGAAUCACCACAGCAGGACUCCAAUCAAGUUGUAGAAACAUCUCUAGGAUGAUCAAUGGAAACAGGAUGCACCUGAGCUCAAUUUCGAGUCUCAUCGCAAAGGGUCUGAAUACUUAUGUAAAUUAGGUAUUUCUGUUUUUAAUAAAUUAGCAAAAAAGUCUAAAAACCUGUUUUCGCUUUGUCAUUAUGGGGUAUGGUGUGUAGAUUGAGGAAAAAUAAUUUAAUCAAUUUUAGAAUAAGGUUGUAACGUAACAAAAUGUGGAAAAAAUCAAGGGGUCUGAAUACUUUCCGAAUGCACUGUAUACACUAUAUAUACAAACGUAUGUGGACACCCCUUCAAAUGAGUGGAUUCGGUUAUUUCAGCCACAACCGUUGCUGACAGGUGUAUAAAAUCGAGCACACCACCAUGCAAUCUCCAUAGACAAACAUUGUCAGUAGAAUGGCCGUACUGAAGAGCUCAGUGACUUUCAAUGUGGCACCGUCAUAGGAUGCCUCCUUUCCAACAAGUCAGUUUGUCAAAUUUCUGCCCUGCUAGAGCUGCCCCGGUCAACUGUAAGUGCAGUUAUUGUGAAGUGGAAACGUCUAGGAGCAACAACGGCUCAGCUGCAAAGUGGUAGACCACACAAGCUCACAGAACGGGACCGCCAAGUGCUGAAACGCGUAAAAAUCGUCUGUCCUCGGUUGCAACACUCACUAGCGAGUUCCAAACUGCCUCUAGAAGCAACAUCAGCACAAGAACUGUUCAUCAGGAGCUUCAUUAAAUGGGUUUCCAUGGCCGAGUAGCCACACCCAAGCCUAAGAUCACCAUGCGCACUGCCAAGCGUCGCUGGAGUGGUGUAAAGCUCGCCGCCAUUGGACUCUGGAGCAGUGGAAACGCGUUCUCUGGAGUGAUGAAUCACGCUUCACCAUCUGGCAGGCCGACGGACAAAUCUGGGUUUGGCGGAUGCCAGGAGAACGUUACCUGCUCCAAUGCAUAGUGCCAACUGUAAAGUUUGGUGGAACUUUGUGGCAACAGUUUGGGGAAGGCCCUUUCCUGUUUCAGCAUCACAAUACCCCCGUGCACAAAGCGAGGUCCAUACAGAAUUGGUUUGUCGAGAUCGGUAUGGAAGAACUUGACUGGCCUGCACAGAGCCCUGACCUCAACCCCAUCGAACACCUUUGGGAUGAAUUGGAACGCCGACUGCGAGCCAGGCCUAAUCGCCCAACAUCAGUGCCCGACCUCACUAAUGCUCAUGUGUCUGAAUGGAAGCAAGUCCCUGCAGCAAUGUUCCAACAUCUAGUGGAAAGCCUUCCCAGAAGAGUGGAGGCUGUUAUAGCAGCAAAGGGGGGACCAACUCCAUAUUAAUGCCCAGGAUUUUGGAAUGAGAUGUUCGUCGAGCAGGUGUCGACAUACUUUUGGUCGUGUAGGUUGAUAGGUGUGUGUGUAUAAAUCUAUCUACCUACCCACCCCCCCCCCCCCCCCCCCCCCCACACACACACACACACACACAUUCAAGGGUUUUUUCUUUAUUUUUACUAUUUUCUAUAAUAGUGAAGACAUCAAAACUAUGAAAUAACACAUAUGGAAUCAUGUAGUAACCAAAAGAUGUGGAGGUCCUGGGCUGGCGUGGUUACACGUUGUCUACGGUUGUGAGGCCGGUUGGACGUAAAGCCAUGUUGGAGGCGGCUUAUGGUAGAGAAAUCAACAUUAAAUUCUCUGCCAACAGCUCUGGUGGACUUGAGACAGCUGUGGUAUUGUGUUGUGUGACAAAACUGCACAUUUUAAAGUGGCCUUUUAUUGUAUUGUAAAGUAGUUCUGGCUCAGACAAGGCUAUCCUGUUUCUGUAGUGAGACAGCUUGAUGUACAGUACACCCCCUGGACAGGACACUAGUCUAUCUCCUGUUUCUGUAGUGAGACAGCUUGAUGUACAGUACACCCCCUGGACAGGACACUAGUCUGUCUCCUGUUUCUGUAGUGAGACAGCUUGAUGUACAGUACACCCCCUGGACAGGACACUAGUCUAUCUCCUGUUUCUGUAGUGAGACAGCUUGAUGUACAGUACACCCCCCUGGACAGGACACUAGUCUAUCUCCUGUUUCUGUAGUGAGACAGCUUGAUGUACCAGUACACCCCCUGGACAGGACACUAGUCUAUCUCCUGUUUCUGUAGUGAGACAGCUUGAUGUACAGUACACCCCCUGGACAGGACACUAGUCUAUCUCCUGUUUCUGUAGUGAGACAGCUUGAUGUACAGUACACCCCCUGGACAGGACACUAGUCUGUCUCCUGUUUCUGUAGUGAGACAGCUUGAUGUACAGUACACCCCCUGGACAGGACACUAGUCUAUCUCCUGUUUCUGUAGUGAGACAGCUUGAUGUACAGUACACCCCCUGGACAGGACACUAGUCUAUCUCCUGUUUCUGUAGUGAGACAGCUUGAUGUACCAGUACACCCCCUGGACAGGACACUAGUCUAUCUCCUGUUUCUGUAGUGAGACAGCUUGAUGUACAGUACACCCCCUGGACAGGACACUAGUCUAUCUCCUCUUUCUGUAGUGAGACAGCUUGAUGUACCAGUACACCCCCUGGACAGGACACUAGUCUAUCUCCUGUUUCUGUAGUGAGACAGCUUGAUGUACCAGUACACCCCCUGGACAGGACACUAGUCUAUCUCCUGUUUCUGUAGUGAGACAGCUUGAUGUACCAGUACACCCCCUGGACAGGACACUAGUCUAUCUCCUGUUUCUGUAGUGAGACAGCUUGAUGUACAGUCCACCCCCUGGACAGGACACUAGUCUAUCAGUGUUUAUUCUAUAACAGGGUGAUUGUGGUAUUUAUUUCCUCCCUCCCUCCCUCUAGGUAGGAGUGGGUAGCAAGGCCAAGUGGGACCUGGGUGUGGCGUCAGAGAGGGUUGACCGUCAGGCCCGGGUCAAGCUGAGUCCAGAGAGCGGUUACUGGACCCUACGACUGAGAGAGGGAGACCAGUACUCGGCAGGCACACAGCCCUGGACACGGCUCCAGGUGGGAUCCUCUGCAGUGCAGUAGGGACACUUCAGGGUUUAUUGAAACUCAAGUGUAGACUCUUCUUCAGCUGUCCUCACAGGAGAAACCUUUAGAAGAACCCAAUUGGGUUCCAUGUAGAACCCAAUUGAGUUCCAUGUAGAACCCUAUUGAGUUCCAUGUAGAACCCUAUUGAGUUCCAUGUAGAACCCUAUUGAGUUCCAUGUAGAACCCAAUUGAGUUCCAUGUAGAACCCCUUCCACAAAAAGUUCUACAUGGAAUCCAAAGGAGUUCUACCUGGAACCCAAAAGGGUUCUUCGGGUUCUUCAAAGGGUUCUCCCAUGGGGACAGCCAAGAAGCGUUUUGGAACCUUUUUUUUCUAAGCGUGUAUGUGAGACCCGUAGAGUAUUGGAACGGAAGUGGCUCUUUAAAACACAUUGAUCCAGUACUGCUUCACCCUGAUAUCAUCUUGUUGUCUCUCUCUCCCCUCCAUCUUGUGUCCUGCAGGUUGGGUGCUCUCCCCAGAGGAUAGGGGUGUUCCUGGACUGUGAUGAGAGGAAGGUGUCCUUCUAUAACGCUGAUGACAUGAGUCUCCUGUACACCUUUAGCAACGGCCCCAGAGGCAGAGUGCUGCCGUUCUUUAGCCCCUGUGUCAGUGAUACUAACCAGAAACCACAGCCCAUCCAGCUGCUACACUAUCCUCCUGUUGAUCUGACCUAUUAG